Messenger RNA from Vitrella brassicaformis, 4633 nucleotides. The record is from the annotation of a GenBank genome assembly. NCBI's taxonomy places the organism in Eukaryota, Vitrellaceae.
GGCGGGUAUAUCUGGUGUACCGCAGCCCUUCUCGCCCUCUCCCAUCCGUCGGUAGCCUCGCCCCUCUCACUCCUCCGCCGUCUCAAUACCGCUAAAUUUCCUGCCUGGCAAGUCAGUCACUCUACUAGCAUGUUGUCUGUCAAGCUGACGACCAGCGGACACGGCGGCCGAGCGCCUGAAGACGACGACAUCGCCGACAGCCUCCGCUCCCUCGUCGCAGAGUUCACAGGUGCGACAAAGAGGACAAAAGACCUGAGGAGAGCGUCGGAUCUCUCUGUGUGCUGGGUGCGCGUGUGUGUCUGCAGGCGUGUACGAUGGCGGCGUGUCGUGCGAGAAGGUUGACGACAUCUCCCACGAGAUCCAGUGCUGCGACAACCAGACGACUGAAGACUUCUUCAACCGAUUCAGCGCGUUUCAGCGGUUCUGCACCGAUGUAAGGAAUGGUGGUGGAUGGCCGGAGCAGGCGUGACGUGACACACUCAUCUCUCUGUGUGUCUGUGCGUGGUGUGGUUGCCAUGGUUGGUGCAGCACGACCGCAAUCUGUUCCUUGUGCGGGGAUGCACCAUUGCGGGUGUGAAGCUGAUGCCGACGAGGGACCCCGGCGCGAGACCGUUCAACCUGGUGCCCGUCGACCACACACUCCUCACCGAAAAGACGGUCGGUUGGCCGAUGGACGGGCGGAUGGUGGAUGUACCACUGUGUGUGUGUGUGUGUGUGUGUGAUGUGUGUGCGUCAUGUGUGUGUUGUGUUGUGUUGGUCAGAUCCGCGGGAGCACGUCGUUCAUAUUCCGUUCUCUGCUUCGCGUGAUGCACAUCUACCGCGACUCACCCACCGACUCGCGAGUCUACCUGUCCGGUGAGCCGCGCACCUGCACACACACACAUAUGAUUCCCUGCACAAGGAUGCUGUCUGUGGUUGUUGAUGUCACCCGCGCGCAGGUGUGGAUUUCAUUCUGGAGCGUGUGUGGGACCCACUGCGACUCUUCAAGGAAGGUCGGCAACGCUGCACGACCCACACACACACCACACACCACACACCACACACACGAAAGACGUAUGUUGAUGUGUGGUCUGUCAUGUGUGUGUGAAGGCGACAAGGAAAAGUUGUUUGAGGUGUCGAUCGUGCGCACCCAGGGCAGCCGUGCGGGCCGCACCGGACUCGCUGUCGUCACCGUCGAACCUGCUGACGAAAUCGAAACACCGAUGGUGCGCUGUUAACGACCGAAUCACCCACAUGUGGCCCGCCCGCCGAUGUGUGUGUGUGUCCAUUGCACCAGACCGCGAUCAAGACGGCGUCGAUGUGUGUGUACGACCAGGCCAAUAACCAGGUGCUCAUGCUCAAGCGACACAACACAGGUACGGUGACGAGACGACACGCAUCCAACUCACGCGCAGAAAUGGGACCUUGCUGUGCUUGGGUGUGUGUGUGUGUGUGUAGAUGUGGGUGCGGAUUUGGCCUGGCGCAUCAAGGCCUUCUGGGAGGCCAGACCCGGGGAGCGAUCGUCGUGCGACAGACUACUGGUGAGGGAAUCAGAUCAGCCGAACCGAUUCUCACACACGACACGCUCACAGCUUGCUCUCUUGUGCGCGUGUGUGUGUGUGAUGUGAUAUUGUCAGUCUCGCAUUGACGUGACCAAGUUGUCUGAUGAGGAGCUGCACCUGCUGUGCAACUUCGACCAAUACACGUGUUUCAGAGUCUUCUUCGGUCGGUGUGUGUCACUCACACACAGGACACUUACAAGCCUUUUGCAGACGCUAGUGUGCGUCGUCGUGUGCACUGCAGGUGCGUUUAUGUUCCGGGGCAGCCGCACCCCGCAGCACAUCCACAGCGAUGUCCUCAAGGAAGCCGCAUUCAUGCAGCUCGUGAGAAUCGCCCCUCCCUCCCGGACAACACAUUACACACAUGCUAUCGAAUUGAUUGAUAUCUUCGGUCAGAUUGUGCAUUUUCGGCUGGAGCAUGAGCGACGGCAGGCGGAAGGCAUCAGAGUCGACCAUGACACGUGCGCGAUAGGACCCACACAUUCGGACAUACGCAGGCUUGAUGAUGAUCUCCGCUGUGUGUGUGUGUUGGUGCGUGUGACGACAGGUGGUGUCUGAUGGGCGGCUCACCCCGCACCAACUUCAGCCCGGUGACUGGCGAGUGGGUGCUCGAGACGCCCCUCGAGCGCGCCUGCACAUCCGUCAGAGACGAGAUCGGCGUCCACUGUAAGCUCCGAUCCACCAACACGACACGCCAUCACACAGAGGGGUGCACCCGUGUCUGACAAAAACAUCGUCAGGUGGGUAUUGGUGCGACAUGAGUUCGGUGCACCUGAUGCGGUGCCAGAGCCCGGCCGCCAACGGCCCCGAGAGCGACACCCACAGCGAGGCCUCUGCGGGCAGCACACGAGACACACCAACACACACCAUUCCCAUCGACGAUGGCGGCGUCGCCUAUGUCGACGCACUGCGCCACGACGGCAAGUUCAAACACCGGUACGUUGCCUGCCAUUUGUUAUGUGCCGUCCGUGGUGGCCAGCAGCAGCAACAGACAAAUGCUUGAAUGAUGUGUGUGAGUCGAGUCAAGGGAAUUGUGUGUGUGUGUGUGUGUUGGUGUGUUUUGGUUGCUGCACUGUACUGCACUGCAGCAUCUACGUCUGUUUCGUGAGUGAGGAGAACAUGGCUGCCGGCAUGGAGGACCCCAAGAGACUCCGACUCAAGGUGCGUGGCGUGGCGUGGGGGGACACAGACAGAGAAGAGUUGGAUGGCAUCGAUGCCAUCAACCGUGAGUGCAGGACACGUGUCAUCAUGAUGUUGUUGUGCAUGUGUGAUUGUCGUGUCAGAAUGAGAGCGAGCGCUGCUACGCCCGCUGGAUACCCCUAGAGAAACUGUCGACAUGCCUACGGUGAGCAUGGCAUGCUGGCAGCCAGGCCAGUCAAUGCACACGACGAUCCUUUCCGCACACUGAACAUUUCCCUGUCUGUGUGUGCGCAGUCGCGGCGCCGAGUACAACCUGGCCGAGUGGAUCAAAGACCUGUGCAUGACCAGGUAGGCGCCGCAAACACGCACCACAUGACAUAAGAUACACACGCGCCCGUGUGUCUGUCCUUCUCAGUUCGCCCAUCCACAGCCGCCAGCCGCUGCUCAUUCGCGGCAACAUCCCCCUCAAGGACAAGAACCACCCCUCCCUCAACACCCGCAGGGACCGAGACAGAGACCUCAACAGCAGCAGCAGCAGCAGCACCGACAACCGACGCGGCAACAACAACCGCAGCAACCAGAACGGCAUCACGAUACGGCCUUCCAACACGACGCCGCUCGACACCAUCGACAACUGGCGAUCGGGCGGCGACAACCAGCAGCAGCAGCAGCAGUAUGUCCCCAGGAAGAGCAACUCGAUGGGUGUGGGUGUGGGUGUGGGGGACGGUCCGCUGCUGGGGCCGGGCCGAGAGGAGAGGGGGGGCGAGAGGGGCAAUAACAUGCGCAACAUGGGCAAUCGCACCAACGAUGGUCAGUCAGCGAUGCGAUUCGUGUGCAUGUGCUUGGAUGGCGUGUGUGUGUGUAUGGUAUGGCAUGCAUCGAUGGCAUCAGGUCGUUCUGGCGGUUCUGGUGGGUCCAAUCGCGCUCCUCGCGGCCGCGCUGACCAGAGCGACAACUGGAGGGCAUGAAUUAUCAACACAGCAACACAGCGAGGGAAUGAGACAGACUAGACUGGUCCACAUCACAUACUACUAUAUACCUUCUACUACUGAAGGGGCGGGAGGGGAGUGGGGUCACCCCGCCGGCUGGUUGGUGGAAUUGGGAGAGAGGACAAGUCUUCCUUCGUACCUACCGUACACACCUAUAUAUGGGGAUGUGAUGUAUGUCUCUAUCUACCCAUUCAUAAAUACUCACAUACAUCUCCUGCUAGACUACGCUACGCAAUGCUAUGCUAUGUUUGGUGGUCAACGGUGCAUACGGCGCCGUCUUUUCCGUUGUUGGCUGGUGCGGUCAGCCAGACAACGACAUGUGUCGUGUCGAUGUAGAUCAUGUUACGACACACACACACACACACACAGAGAGAGAGAGAAAGAUACAGAGUGAGAAGUGGACCACUUCAUUAUGGAUACGCUCGUUCAUUCAUUCAGCGAGUGGGUGUCACGAGCGGGGAGGGGGGAGGGAGCGGAGCGCAGCAAGAACCAGCAAUUAUGGCAUGGAUGGAGGCAGGCCUGGGAGGCAAUUGGCAGGUAUGGCUGCUGUGCUGUGGGUGAGUCAGUCAGUUCGCGUGUGUGGUGUUCGGAUAAAACUGGCCGGAUCCACGCGGACCGACGUACGUUACGUCACGAGCAGCCCGCCCAUACAAUACAAUACAAUACACCACAGAUCGACAGCCACUGCUAUGUAACCCCAUAUGACGGACAGACAGACAUGUGCGUGCGGUGGGCGGGGCGGGGCGUGUGGUUUGGGUGACUGACUGCACUGGCACUAUUCUACAGCUGCACGUCUUUAUGUAGCCAUCCAUGUUCUAUAGGCGAGAGAGAGAGAGGGAGAGAGAGGUGUGGGUAGGUGACGAGAUGAUGAGUUGCACCGCCGCAACAAACCUCCUUCAGGCAUGUGGACUCACGCGCACUUGCGUGAGAAAUGACGACGUGUCAUUCGAUGUAGAAACCAUCUCA